Messenger RNA from Thunnus maccoyii (southern bluefin tuna), 407 nucleotides. Its product is annotated as chloride anion exchanger-like. The coding region runs from base 27 to 407 and encodes 126 amino acids. Lineage: Eukaryota; Metazoa; Chordata; Actinopteri; Scombriformes; Scombridae. The record is from RefSeq and is a predicted model, not a curated record. The transcript is spliced from 4 exons.
UCUGCCCAACAACUGAUGAAUCUUACAUGAGCAUGGAGGAGUUGAACCUGCCCACUGACCUCAAGGACCUUCCUUUCCGGAUGAACUGGAAUGCCGAGCUUCCCACAAACAUCAGUGUCCCCAGAGUGGAUCUCCACAGCCUGAUCCUGGACUUCUCUGCUUUGAAGGGACUCAAAAUGACACUCAAAGAGUUUGUCCAUGUUGAUGUGGAUGUUUACAUUGUGUCAUAUGAUGCCUACAUCCUGGAGAAACUACACAGCUGUAUGUUCUUCGAAAAUGAGAUUCUGACCUCAAUGUUCUUCCUGAGCCUUCAUGACGCCGUGUGCUUGAAAAACACAAGGGCGACAAAAGUAAAGGCCGUGUGCAAGGAAAAGCUACAGUACUCAUUAGCAGAUACCAAACUGUAG